UGUGCUAGGUCACGAGGGGUGCGGGGUGGUGGUGACGUCACAGAGAGAGGGGGUCAAACCAGGUGACCGCGUGACCUGGGGCAUCUGUGCUUACUGUAACAAGUGUCUACCUUGCUCACUACACCUGCAGAACAAGUGCUCGUCUCUCCUGAAGUUCGGCCACACGCUCAUGUCCUCAGCGUCGCUCUUCGGGACUUACUCCACCCACGUGUUGUGUCUCCCUGGUACCCCUAUCAUCCACCUCCCCCCAGACCUCAAGCCCAGCCUCGCCGCUCCCGUCAACUGCGCCUUCGCCACCAUGAUCAACGCCCUCUCCAAGCUGCCACCAACACCCGCGCCGGGACAACCUGGAGCGUCUGUGGCCCUUGUUCAGGGCGCAGGGAUGCUGGGUGUUUACUGUAUAGCUCUCCUGAGAGAGGCGGGCUACGCCAAGGUCUACUGCGUCGACCCCAACAGGACGAGACUGGCCAAGGCGGCGGAGUUUGGUGCUGCCACUCUACACCCUGACCACGAGGAGGAACUGAUCCAGGCGGACAGUAUAGACGUAGUGUUCGAGGCUUGUGGUAAUAAACAGGUUGUGCCGCGAGGUGUGAGGGCGCUGAGGGCAGGAGGGACAUACGUGUUGGCCGGCCUGGUGCACCCAGAUUCACACCUCAACCUUACCGCUCACACCAUCAUCCUCAAGUGUCUCACUAUCAUUGGUGUCCACAACUACACGGGUGAGCACCUGCAGCAGGCCGUCACCUUCCUCAACAAGCACCACAAGCGCUACCCCUUCGCCAGCCUCUUGGGUCCUACUUACCCCCUCUCCGAAUUUAGGAACGCGGUCGAGGUGGCACGUACGGGGCAGUUCUUCCGAGUGGCGAUUAACCCUCAUCUGUAGUGUACUUAGAUGACGUCCGUAAUGACUGUCUGUAUGUGAUUCAUCUGUGAGGCCUCUCUUAAGUCAAACUCCUUCUUGGACGGACGUGAUGGCUGCCCGUACUGAGGGUUCUGAGUCAUCCCACUGUUGGACAUCCAUGAUGGUUGAUAGUACGUGAUACAUCUGUGAGGCCUCUAAGUCAACCCCUGCUGGACGUCCGUGGAUUUUGUCUGUGAUUCAUCCGUAAGGGUCACAACCACCUGCUGAGCGGACGUGGAUGGCUGUUCGUAUUUGGAUCCCCAGUAGGCAUCUAAGUCAACCCCUGCUGGACGUCCGUGAUGGUUGUUUGUGCAUAACUCAUCUGUGAGAGCCCUCAUUCAUCCCCCUUAGACGUCAGUGGUGGCUGUCUGUACGUGAAUUACCAGCCACGCCCUUUGAGUCAUGUGUGACAACUUCAAAGACGUGGCACCACUGUACUACAAAGACGUGGCACCACUGCACUACAAAGACGUGGCACCACUGUACUUACAUGACCAUGUUGACAACACUGUACUCCCAAGACCUUACCGGCAACACU
This is a messenger RNA of Homarus americanus (American lobster), 1439 nucleotides long. Its product is annotated as 5-exo-hydroxycamphor dehydrogenase-like. NCBI's taxonomy places the organism in Eukaryota, Metazoa, Arthropoda, Malacostraca, Decapoda, Nephropidae. The record is from RefSeq and is a predicted model, not a curated record.